AUGGGCUCUGCACCGGGGGGAGACGGGCUCUGCGCCGGGGGGAGACGGGAUGCUCCAAACCUCCCGUCUGUGUCAGUGAGUUCCUCUGGUGGGAUAUCAGAGGAAACCUCAGUGACACUGAGCUGCAGCAGUGAUGCUAACCCAGCAGCUAAUUACACCUGGUACAAGGAGGAUGAAGACUCACCAAAAGCUUCAGGAAACAACUUCACUAUCAGUGACUUCAGUGCUGAAAACAGUGGAAAUUAUUACUGUGAAGCCCAGAACAGCAGAGGACGACGUAGAUCCAGAUUUCAUCCUAUUAAAGUGAAAGGUUCGUUGAAGCUUCCAGUUGCUCUUUCAGUCACUGCAGCUUCUCUGGUCGUCAUUGUCCUUCUGUUAGUAUUGUGGAUUAGAAGAGACACGUCCUUGAAAAAUAAACCUGCAACUGAAGAGAAACCAGACAACAGUGUCCAGCAGAUGGAUGAAAUUCAUUACGGUGCUUUAAGAUUCUCCACAACCCCGGCGGACCACAUCUACUCCAACUUCAGCCCAAGUCACCCCCACCCACAAGAAGAGAGCGUCGUUUACGCAACCACAAGAUUCUCGGAGGCACAGGCAGCGGUGGAGGACACACAGGCGAUGUAUAGCACAGUUAAAAAGAAACAUAGAGUGUGAAAACAUCCCCGCAGACAGAUUGGGCCAAAAUUUGGAAACGAGGCCGGAGCUUCAGGAGCUGCAUGCUGACCUGCAGUCCCCCCCUCUGAUCAUCCCACUGCUUGUUUCCACCUGUCUGUAUGGAUGUUUCUGUUGGAUACCUGCUGACAUCCUGACUUGCAGUCCCCACCCUCUGACCAUCUCAGUAGGAGUUUUUAGAUCGGAUCCCGUUAACAUCACUGAAUGAUGAAAGCGUGUUUAACUCGCGUUUUUAAUAUAAACGCAAGGCGUGUUAUUUGUCACCUCAGGCUUGAAACCGAGUUGAGGGGAGGGAAGGCAAGUUGGGAGGCGUUAUCCGCGAAACAUAACGUCACCUGUGUGGGCGUGUAGAAUGACGUAUUAUCCCUACAUCAGCUAGAUUUAUCUCUGUCAGACUCUCAUAAAUCAUUCUUACCUGUUUAUUGUCAUGUAUCUAUAUAUUGCCUCAUCUUCCCCACCUGCUGCAGCAAGAAUACAGUGCUAAUGUUUCAAACUCCCUUUGUCCAAUAAUGUUUGCAGAUGACACAACCCUAGUGCUCUCUCGUUCAAAUUUCAGCUUACUGAUUAAGGAUGUCAAUGCUGGUUUAACUGCCUAUGCUAUGUGGUUCAGAUUAAAUAAACUAUCCUUGAAUAUAAAGAAAUCAAAUUUCAUAAUUUUUAGUGGCAAAAAAUCAUACCGUAAAGAUUCAUGCAAAAUUACUAUUGAGUCUGUCAAUAUGUAUAAUGUAUAUAUGUAUAUAUAAUACCUGGGUACGGUAUUAUUGUUGAUGAGAGUUUGAGUUGGAGAAGAUACAUUCAAGUGAAGGGAAUAUUCCUCUUUGAAAUGUUAUAAAGGACGUUUGAAGCACCACUUGACUGCUGUUUUGUAACUGUUUUCCCAAUGUAUUGUUCUACAUGUAUCCAUGUUCUUUUUUUCUUUUUUUUUGUGUUUCACUGAUAGUGACAUGAUCAUUUCUACCAUUAGUCUUAUUUGCUCAGGAGUCAAUACAAGCUGUAAAAACAAUAUCCCAUGCACACUCACACACACUUUUCUUUUGUCUUUAUUCUUUAUUAUUUAUAUAUUGCAUUAUUAGUUUGCCAUCACUUUUGUGUAGUUAUACUUUUUGUUUUUAUAUGUUAAUCUUGUGUUCUUUAUAACAUGUGAAAUUGUAAUAUCUUCGGUGGAGGCUUCAAAUAAGCCCAUUGGGUUUUUUGCCUCUUCCUGCACCGUAUAGUAUUUAUAUUUGAUAUUUUCUUGUAUAUCUUUAAAACUGUGCAAAACAAUAAACUAAACUAAACU
Messenger RNA from Cololabis saira (Pacific saury), 1951 nucleotides. Its product is annotated as B-cell receptor CD22-like. The transcript is spliced from 7 exons. The coding region runs from base 1 to 654 and encodes 217 amino acids. The record is from RefSeq and is a predicted model, not a curated record. NCBI's taxonomy places the organism in Eukaryota, Metazoa, Chordata, Actinopteri, Beloniformes, Belonidae.